AUGAGAUUGGUUACUUCAGUCUGUCGGUUCUUCCAGCUCAUCUUCACUAUCGUCGUCCUCGGCCUCUCAAUCACUCUCGCCAAAGGCCAACAACUCGGGUCAGUGCCCUCUGAAACAAGCUAUGGCGCUUUCUCCGGAGGUAUCGGUGUCCUUGCUGCACUGAUUGGUACUGUCGCUAUCUUUAUUGACUCGUUGGAUGGGGUCGUCACCUGGGUCCUCGACGGCGUUUCCGCACUAGCAUUGCUUGCUGCCGGUAUCAUCUUCGCCGUUCGCCUUCACGGAACGAGCUGCUCCGACCCCGAUACCUUGUUUGGAAAUGUGCUGCUCAGCGGCGGCUGUAUCACAACCAACGACGGAAUAUAUACUGGCUGUUAUUGGGAUGAGAAGCACUUGAAGUCUAGGUGUACCUCUGCUACCGCAGAUACCGCGUUCAUGUUCUUGGGCUUUAUCAUGUGUAUCGGUGUACUGAUUGCCUCUUUCAUCUUCCGCAACAGGCGCUAG
Molecule: messenger RNA, 501 nt
Organism: Penicillium canescens
Lineage: Eukaryota; Fungi; Ascomycota; Eurotiomycetes; Eurotiales; Aspergillaceae
Product: MARVEL domain-containing protein
Exons: 3
Coding region: 1-501 (166 amino acids)
Biological process (GO): eisosome assembly; protein localization to plasma membrane
Cellular component (GO): eisosome; plasma membrane
Source: RefSeq, a predicted model, not a curated record